This is a messenger RNA of Callorhinchus milii (elephant shark), 7017 nucleotides long. RefSeq names its product zinc finger, SWIM-type containing 8 (gene zswim8). Lineage: Eukaryota; Metazoa; Chordata; Chondrichthyes; Chimaeriformes; Callorhinchidae. The transcript is spliced from 27 exons. Gene Ontology annotation, molecular function: zinc ion binding. The record is from RefSeq and is a predicted model, not a curated record. Bases 726 to 6200 code for a protein of 1824 amino acids. Gene Ontology annotation, cellular component: Cul2-RING ubiquitin ligase complex.
GACCCCCUCUCUCUCUCUCUCUCUCUGUAUCUCCAGUGUCUGCUGUGCUGUUGCCCUCCGGAGCUCCGGGUAAAUCAUGUGAUAGGAGCGGAAAUGGCCAACAGCUGAUGACUGGGCUCCAGGACAUCUUGCAAGACAGACAACCUCGUCUACUUUCAAUUCCGCCCAUUGUAUGAAGAAGAAGAAAUUGCUGCGUUUUGUUUUCUGUAUAUUAGCAGCUAAUUCGCAUUUACUGAACUGAGUUGGCUUAUUUUUUUGGUGCAUCUCUGAGUGAGAGAGAGAAAGAGAGACGAAAGGGAGGGGGAAAAGAAGAAAACCCAAGUGAUCUUUUGUUUGUUUGCUCACCGACAAGGAAAGACAACAAAAGGAGAAGCCAGGCUCCUUGUUCGGGAGGAAUUAUUGGCGAUUUUCACUCAAGAGAGAAGUGUCUGUCGAGGGUGAGGAUGCCAGCAGAGAUUUGCUGAAAGAAGACAAGAGUUGUUGGAUGUCAGUAAGAGAAUAAAACACCUUGGCUGUGUUUAUAAUCUUGACUUGUGAUCAACACUUGACUGCAUAACUCAUUUUGGGGGUUUGGUUUCUUUACCCAGGAAGACACCUUGCACAUGGUAGUGUUUGUGUUUGCCUCCAAAUCUUUGUUACAAAGUGCCUGAGUUUGCGUGUGGCUGAAACUCCUCUUCACCUUGGCUGCUUUCUUUGUUUUGGUUUUUCCUGGUGCUCUCAAUGUGAUGGAACUAAUGUUUGCUGAGUGGGAGGACGGUGAAAGGUUUUCUUUUGAGGACAGUGACAGGUUUGAAGAAGAUUCCCUCUGUUCGUUCAUCUCUGAGGCAGAAAGCUUGUGUCAGAACUGGCGAGGAUGGAGAAAACAGUCGGCUGGUCCUAAUUCACCUACUGUUAAAAUUAAAGAUGGCCAAGUUACCCCUCUGGUAGAACUAUCAGCCAAGCAAGUAGCCCUUCACAUUCCCUUUGAAGUAGUUGAGAAGGUUUACCCACCAGUACCUGAGCAGCUGCAGCUUCGUAUUGCCUUUUGGAGUUUUCCAGAGAAUGAGGAAGACAUCAGGUUGUACUCGUGUUUGGCUAAUGGAAGCGCAGAUGAAUUUCAGCGAGGGGAGCAGCUUUUCAGAGUGCGGGCAGUCAAAGAUCCACUGCAGAUAGGAUUUCACUUAAGUGCCACAGUGGUUCCUCCGCAGACUGCUCAAGCGAAAGGAGCAUACAAUCUGGCAGUUAUGUUCGAUCGGUGCAGAAUAACCUCGUGUAGCUGUACCUGUGGAGCAGGAGCUAAAUGGUGUGCUCAUGUAGUGGCCCUUUGCCUCUUCAGGAUACAUAAUGCCUCAGCUGUAUGUUUGCGAGCACCCGUCUCUGAAUCCCUGUCCAGGUUACAGAGAGAUCAGCUACAAAAGUUUGCUCAGUAUCUUAUUAGUGAGCUGCCUCAGCAGAUUCUCCCAACGGCACAGCGGCUCCUUGAUGAGUUACUUUCAUCUCAGUCAACGGCGAUCAACACAGUCUGUGGGGCUCCAGAUCCAACUGCUGGGCCAUCAGCUUCUGACCAGAGCACCUGGUACCUGGAUGAAUCUACGCUCAGUGACAAUAUAAAGAAAACCCUCCAUAAAUUCUGUGGCCCUUCUCCUGUUGUAUUCAGUGAUGUCAACUCCUUGUAUCUGUCUUCAACUGAGCCACCAGCUGCGGCUGAGUGGGCUUGCCUCUUACGACCCCUUCGUGGAAGAGAGCCCGAAGGCAUCUGGAAUCUUUUAUCAAUUGUCCGAGAGAUGUUCAAACGCCGUGAUAGCAAUGCAGCUCCCCUGCUUGAAAUUCUUACAGAUCAAUGUUUGACUUACGAGCAGAUUAUUGGAUGGUGGUACAGUGUCCGAACAUCUGCUUCCCACAGCAGUGCCAGUGGUCAUACAGGUCGCAGCAAUGGCCAAUCCGAAGUGGCAGCUCAUGCCUGUGCCAGCAUGUGUGAUGAGAUGGUGGUUUUGUGGAGAUUAGCUGUUUUGGACCCUACUAUGAGUCCUCAGAGGAGGAAAGAACUCUGUUCACAGCUCAGGCAAUGGCACUUGAAGGUGAUAGAAAUUGUCAAGAGAGGUCAGCAUCGCAAGUCGCUGGAUAAACUUUUUCAGGGUUUUAAACCAGGGAUUGAAGCUUGCUAUUUCAGCUGGGAAGAGGCGUUCCCUAUUCCAGGCAUCACCUACAAUAGCGCUGAGAAAAAGAACACAUUCUGCUGGGCAAAAGCCAUGCAGCACAAAGCUACCAAGAUCUGUGGAGAAAUACAGAAUGCUGAACCUAGCUGUGAGGCUGGUCGUACAACACCUAAGCCUCAAGGGCAGGAGGCUGCAGGCACAGCAAUACAGUUUGCUGACAAAAGCAGAGGCUCGCAGGAAAUUGCUGUUAGACCCAAGGAUAGUAUGAUGAAAAGGAAAGCUACCUCUGAUGCUUCUAGGAACAACGUGAGCAGAUUGUCGUCCGAAGCUGACAAGCCUGUUUAUAAGUUGAAUACAAACAAGUGUAAACUACCUCAGGGGAAAUGUUCCACCAGCAAACAUUCAGGGAAAAGGAGGACAAGCAGUGAGGACAGCUCAUUGGAACCAGACCUGGCAGAACUUGGUCUUGAUGAUGGCAAUCUUGCACUAGGAGCAGAAGCUUGCAAUACUUUUCUCUAUGAAGAUAGUCCAACCAGCAAUUACAAGGAUCUAUAUCAUGAUGAGAGUGAGGGUUUCUUUGUUGAGAAUCUUGAUAAUGAGACGAACAAUGUUGCUCCAAAGGGAGAAGGUAGAGAGGGUGUUGAGAUGAGUAAUGGGGAGGACGAGGCUCUUGCAGAAGUGAACUCUCAAUCAAAAACAUUGGGUCCACAAGCAGCAGAUAGUCCUGCUGUAGGAGAGGAUGACUAUCAGGUCUAUUACCUUAAUCCUCAGGAAGUGGCUAAAGAGGAGGGAAAACAAGAGGGGAAUAAUGAAGAGGAGCAAGACAUCUUUACUGGCUUAAAGCCACUUGAGCAAGAAAACAGAAUGGAGGUCUUGUUUGCCUGUGCAGAAGCACUGUACGCUCAUGGCUACCACAAUGAAGCGUGUCGCCUGGCCGUUGACCUCGCUAGGGACCUGUUGGCUAAUCCUCCUGACCUGAAAGUAGAGCAGCCACAAACAAAGGGCAAAAAGAAUAAAGUUUCGACUCACAAACAGACGCUAAUUGCUACCAAUACUCUUGCUAAAGCUGCCUUCUUGUUAAUAGUCCUAAGUGAAAGGCAAGAGCUCCACAAUCUAGCCUACUGUAUAGGAAUGUUUUCACUGGAACUGCAGCGACCACCAGCAUCCACGAAGGCCCUGGAGGUCAAGCUUGCCUACCAGGAAUCAGAAAUUGUGGCUUUGCUAAAGAAGAUUCCACUAGGCAUUAAUGAGAUGAAUACUAUUCGAGAAAGGGCGGAACAACUGAGGGAAGGAAACUUCUGUGAUUACAGGCCUGUGCUGCCAUUGAUGCUGGCCAGCUUCAUCUUUGAUGUCUUGUGCACGCCAGUGGUUUCACCGACUGGAUCGAGGCCUCCAAGCCGCAAUCGCAAUAAUGAGAUGCCGGGAGAUGAGGAACUUGGCUUUGAAGCAGCUGUUGCUGCACUGGGUAUGAAGACCACAGUAAGUGAGGCAGAGCACCCUUUGUUAUGUGAAGGCACUCGGAGAGAAAAAGGAGAUCUGGCUCUUGCUCUCAUGAUCACGUACAAAGACGAUCAGGCUAAACUAAAAAAGAUUCUGGACAAGCUGUUGGACCGAGAGAGUACAACUCAUAAGCCUCAGACGCUGAGCUCCUUUUACUCUUCGAGUAAACCGCAAGCAUCCAGUCAGAAAUCUCCAUCGAAACAUGCUUCUCAGGCAGCUUCCAACGUUCAGCAAAUAGCAAGCACGUCUGCACCUCAGCAAGCUAGUGUGACUGCUCCUAUUCCCAGCACGCCAGCAGAGAGCUUCCAAGAAGGAACCACCCAGGAGAAUACUCAGCGAGCCUCCAACGAGCCUGUCAAUGAAUCUAGCACGUUCAAACAAGAGGGGAAAAUACCAAGCCGAUUGACGCUCGGGAGCAGAGGUGGAUAUAAUGGCAGGUGUUGGGGGUCACCAGUAAGACAGAAGAAAAAGCACACGGGUAUGGCCAGCAUUGACAGCAGUGCUCCUGAGACCACCUCGGACAGCUCUCCCACCCUGAGUCGCCGACCCCUGCGUGGAGGUUGGACAGCAACCUCUUGGGGCAGAGGGCAGGACAGCGACAGUAUCAGCAGCUCCUCAAGCGAUUCUCUGGGAUCCUCCUCGUCCAGCGGCAGCCGAAGAGCAAGUGGAGGAGCUCGCACCAAAAGCACCGACGUUGGGAGAUAUAAAGGCAGGCGCCCAGAGUGUCAUGUUCCCCAUGUGCCCAACCAGCCGUCCGAAGCAGCAGCACAUUUCUACUUUGAACUUGCAAAGACAGUCCUUAUUAAAGCUGGUGGCAAUAGCAGCACAUCCAUCUUCACUCACCCGUCAGCCAGCGGGGGUCACCAGGGACCCCAGCGCAACCUCCACCUCUGUGCGUUUGAGAUCGGGCUGUACGCACUCGGCCUACACAACUUUGUAUCCCCAAACUGGCUCUCUAGAACAUAUUCCUCGCAUGUCUCCUGGAUUACAGGACAGGCAAUGGAGAUUGGUAGUGCAGCGUUGAAUAUUUUGGUGGAAUGUUGGGAUGGACAUCUCACUCCUCCAGAAGUUGCAUCUUUAGCAGAUCGUGCGUCUCGUGCCCGGGACCUUAACAUGGUCCGAGCAGCAGCAGAGUUGGCUUUGAGUUGUCUACCCCAUGCCCAUGCUCUGAACCCAAACGAAAUCCAAAGAGCAUUGGUUCAAUGCAAGGAGCAGGAUAACACGAUGCUGGAGAAGGCUUGCAUGGCAGUUGAGGAAGCAGCGAAAGGUGGGGGUGUUUACCCAGAGGUUCUUUUCGAGGUGGCGCAUCAGUGGUAUUGGCUUUACGAACAAACGGUAGGCGGAUCCCAGCAGCAGAGAGACGGAUCGGGAGGUGGCCGUGGAUCUCAUGACCUGAGCAGGGGGACUGCAGAAAGCCUUGGUCUAACUGAGGGAUCAGCUACCGUCACGGUGGCGGCCACAGUAACAGCAGCGGCAGUCAUGCCUGUCAUCACUGUUGGGUCCACCAUGUACCAACCGCAUGCCAUAGCUGGAACAGCAAUCGCACAUCCCCACACCCAGGGCUUUGUAACCAGUCCUGCAAUGACUCACCCGUACACUACCAUCCAAACACACAUACCUGUCUGUAAUCCUGCGUUUCUUGGACACCCGAUACAGCAUGUGCCUCGACCUACUGUUUUCCCUGUUCCUGGAGCGGCUUAUCCACAGGGAGUACACCCGGCAUUCAUUGGAGCUCAGUAUCCUUAUACAGUCGCAACCACAACUCAUCCAUCUAUGGCUGCUGCACCAGUGACGUUCACAGGAGUUCCUGUGCCGACUAUGGCAUCAAUGGCAGUACAUCCGUAUACAUCGGAGCCGAGCAUUCCGCUCACCUCAACUGUAGCAGUUGCCAGUGUACAGGCUGGAUCCACUUUCCAGACCAUUCAAGGAGCAACGUUGCCUGCCUUAACACCACAAGGCACUUCUAUAGUCGCCUCAACGUUUCCCACAGAGGAUGAACACUCUCAACCAGUAAGCCCUCAAGGGCUCCACUACUUGCAUUCAGCUUACAGAGUUGGAAUGUUGGCCUUGGAAAUGCUUGGCCGAAGAGCUCAUAACGACCACCCAAAUAAUUACUUCUCCAGGAGCCCUCCUUAUACGGAGGAUGUGAAAUGGCUGUUAGGACUAGCAACAAGAUUGGGUGUAAACUAUGUCUAUCAGUUCUGCAUGGGUGCAGCCAAAGGAGUUCUGAGUCCAUUUGUACUGCAGGAAAUAAUCAUGGAAGCUUUGCAGCGCCUUAAUCCUGCUCAUGUACAUGCUCAUCUCCGAACCCCAGCCUUCCAUCAGCUUGUUCAGAGAUGCCAGCAGGCGUACAUGCAGUGUAUCCAGUACCGAUUAUACCAUAUUGCUCCGGCAGAUUAUGAUGACUUCGUAAAUAUCAUCCGAAGUGCCCGUAGUGCAUUCUGCUUAACUCCAGUUGGAAUGAUGCAGUUCAAUGAAAUCCUUCAGAAUUUAAAACGAGCAAAGGGUCAAACUAAGGACUUGUGGCAAAGAAUCUCACUGGAAAUGGCUACAUUCUCUCCUUGAUGUCUGUUAUUGGUUUGUGCAGGUUUAGGUUUAUUUUUCCCCCUCCUUUAACCACUGAACUUGUAUUCUCUACUACUACAUUCCUCUUCCACUGAACUUAUAAUUGUCAGAAAACAAGAAGGUCCAACUUUGUUGGUGCGCAGAGUGUAAUCUGACAUUCACAUCCCAGAUUCCACUAGUGCCCAAUCUUUCCUGCCCCUCCCCUUGACUUUUGUAUGAAAGUUAAAAUAUUCAUGUAUAUGUCUAACUGUUUAAAGGGGGUGUGUUGCUGGAUACAGUGUGACUCGGUAAACUGACCAGCUUGAGGAGCCAAGUGACCUCCGAUAGAUGAACAAAGUCGCACCAAAAUGAAGGUCUGAAUACCACCUCUGCCCUGUAUAGAUUGUGAUUUUUAAUUUAUCUGUUUUGCCUUAGUUUCUUCAAUAUUUUUUUCAUAUUUUAAAGGGUUUCAAUUGUUUAAAACAAAACUUGUAUAUUCAGAUUCCAGAAAACUAAGUACUGGGAUAAGUUAAGAGCUUUGACACAUUUUUCAGUGUUACAGAUCAGAUGAAGUGCAACUGUAGUUUACUCCACUGACCACAUUGUAUUUCUGUCCUCAUGCAAUCUGUUAAUAUUUUUAAUCUUUUUGUGCAGUCUCAUGUUCCUGUAAAGUUGAUGGUUCUGAAGGCUACACAGGGUAGCUCUGCUGUCUGUGUAAGAAAUACUUGCAUGACAUUUGUGUGAGUAGUUUUGUUGACAACAAAACUUUUAUUCAACCGUUCUGUGCUGUGUUGAGUACAUACAAUUAUUUUUGAUUAAAGCACACAACAAAACUGCA